CGGAACUUCUGCAACUUGAGCCGGGGUCGGGGGGUAGGCCGUGAGAUAGACAGUUUUCACAAAACAUGGGGUAAUAUAGUGCCGGGAAACCUUCCUUGUCUUAUCUGGAAAACGCGUCCCGUUGGGUAGAGCAGAGAGAGAUGUGACGAUCCACGCCUUAUAUAGACCUGGCGGGAGCACAUUGCGCCUGCCAUCAUGCAGCGGUGUUCUUCCUUGUGAUGCCCUCCGUUCAAAGUCAUUGGAAUUUUCGAACAGCCAAUCGACAACAUGAUUUUCGGCAGCCUUGCCUUCGCGGCGCGCCAUGAGCGAACGGCAGAGGAGAGGAAGCUGGUCAGGAGACUGGACAUAUUCUUGAUGACUUUUGGUUGCAUUUCGCAGGUCAUCAAAUACCUUGAUCAGACGAACAUCAGCAACGCAUACGUCUCUGGCAUGAAAGAAGACCUCAACCUCUACGGCAACGAGCUCAACUACUUCACAACGUACUUCAACGUCGCCUACUGCAUCAUGCUCAUCCCCUCUCAAAUCAUACUAACCUACGUACGACCGAGCUACUGGCUCUCUGGCCUCGAGGUUCUAUGGGGUAUCAUCACAGGCAUGAUCGCCCUCACCAAGAACGCGCAACAAGUCUACGCACUCCGCGUCCUACUCGGUCUCUGCGAGAGCAGUGCCUGGCCCGGCAUGAUGACGCUGCUGAUGCACUGGUACACCCCGUCCGAGUUGGCCAAGCGAAUGGGAUUCUACCACUCGUGUCAGGCGGUGGGCUCCAUGAUGUCGGGCGCGCUGCAAGUUGCCAUUAGGAGCUCCAUGCAUGGGCUACACGGCAUGGCCGGCUGGCGCUGGCUUUUCGUUGUGAAUGCCAUCAUGACUGUGUGCGUCGGCGCUGCGGGCUUCUUCCUUCUUCCCGACACACCUAACAACCCCAACCCCCGCGCGUUCUGGUUCAAGAAGGGACACGCCGAGCUUGCUAUGGAGCGGUUGGAGCGCCAUGGUAAAGCAGAGCCCAAGAAGAUGACAUGGGCCGCUGCCAGGCGUGCAUUCAAGAGUUGGGUAAUCUACUUCGUACCCGUCCUGUACAUUGCAACUGUCCUCUUGUCGUAUGGCAACAACUACUUCGGCCUGUUCCUGAAGGCUCUGAAGAAUCCGGAUGGGACACCCAGGUGGUCGACGUCCGAGGUUAACGCCAUUCCCAUUGGUGGAAGUGCGAUCAACGUGGUGUUCGUCUGGGUCUGGGCAAUCUUGUCGGACUUGUUCAUGACACGAUGGACUCUCAUCGUUGUUCAGGCUGUGAUUGGCAUUGCAUGCUGUAUCGCGAUGAGCGUCUGGUCCUCACACCCUACUACGACACCGCUCGCCACGGCCUACGCGUCCAACUUCAUCCUCUUCACGGCAAUGGGCACCGCGCCUCUCAUCUUCGCAUGGCUGGCCGACAUUCUACCCCAUGACCCCGAGGCGCGGACUCUCAUCGUCGGAGUUGCCAUCGCGGGAUACUACGCCAUCUCUGCCUGGUCGCAGGUUCUGGUAUGGCCGGCCACUCAGGCACCGUACUACAAGUACGCAUGGCAGUCAGCUAUUGCCAUCGGUGUUCUCGUCGUUAUCAUGACAUGUGUGCUUCGUUACAUUGAUGCAAAGCAUCUAGAGCCCAAGAGAGAGCAGUUCAGAGCCACUGUUAUUGAGGCCGCCGAGGCGCAUGAUAGGGACGCAGCGGAUUCGAUCGCUCGCGAUUCCGUCGACCGGAAAGUGAAGUCGGCUGCUAUUGUGCCGGAAGUCUGAGUUCGUGUCACUUGCCGGACUCGGGUAUUCUCUAGACACUGGAACUCGGGGUCCCCUUAAUGGAUGUUGACUCAUUGUAGUCUGAUAUCCGUGGCCACAGAUGAACUUGCAGUAAUUAAAUAUCUAAGAUACGUUCGACACAGAUGCAUUUGAAUGUUUUCACUUUCCCUACCG
Molecule: messenger RNA, 1944 nt
Organism: Colletotrichum scovillei
Lineage: Eukaryota; Fungi; Ascomycota; Sordariomycetes; Glomerellales; Glomerellaceae
Product: major facilitator superfamily transporter
Exons: 9
Coding region: 268-1770 (500 amino acids)
Biological process (GO): transmembrane transport
Cellular component (GO): membrane
Molecular function (GO): transmembrane transporter activity
Source: RefSeq, a predicted model, not a curated record